UUAAAAAUUAUUAAUAAAAACACGGAGGUCAAUUUCAUUGCCUUCAAAUACCUUUCAUAUUUCUUGACAAGCUAACACAGAAAACGAUAAAAAUGGGAGGAUUAAUGGCAAAGUUAAAAGAUGCAUUAUCUGAGUUUACUGGAUCCAAUCCUGCCAGAGUACUUAUGUUAGGAUUAGAUGCAGCAGGUAAAACCACAAUUCUUUAUAAAAUUAAACUGAACGAAACCGUGGCAACUAUACCAACGAUAGGUUUCAAUGUUGAAACAGUAAAUCCAUGUAAAGGAGUUAGUUUUACUGUAUGGGAUGUGGGAGGACAGGACAGAAUCAGACCAUUAUGGAGACAUUACUUCCAGAACACUGAAGGUCUGUUGUACAUAAUUGAUAGUAACGAUAGAGAGAGGAUGGCAGAAGCUAGAGAAGAAUUGUAUGGAAUAUUACAGAAUGAUGAGAUGAGAAACGUACCACUGGUUGUCGUGGCUAAUAAGCAGGAUCUCCCUAAUGCACUUAGUCCAUCACAAGUAGCAGAAGGUUUACAUUUACACAAACUGACAGGACAUAAAUGGUUUAUACAUGGGUCAUGUGCAUCAACAGGAGAAGGCAUUUACGAAAGUUUAAAGGAAAUGGCACAUUUAGUGAAAGAACAUAAAAAAUCAUCAAAACGAUGAAAGAAAAAUAAUCAUGUUUGUUAUAGUUUCAUAGUUUAUUUCAAACCAAAAGCAAUACAGCUCAUUGGUAUGAGACCUAGGAAGGUUCCUCACGGACGAGCUAUUGGGUAGAUUAAAAACGUGAUUUAUCUACUUGUACGAAGGGGCUGAGGAUAUUAUUGUACUAAUUGCCAAUAUGAACAUUAAAGAGUUAAAGAAUGUUUAGCACCAGUUUCAAUCACACUAUUUUGUUUUACUUUUUUAAUUUUCAAAAUGUUGUUACAUUGUUGUUUAUACUUUUCAAUUAUUUCAUGUUAAAAUAAAAAAAAAUAAAAAACACAUGAUGAUUUAA
Mytilus californianus (California mussel) is the source of this 996-nucleotide messenger RNA. Its product is annotated as ADP-ribosylation factor-like. Gene Ontology annotation, cellular component: cytoplasm; plasma membrane. The coding region runs from base 93 to 665 and encodes 190 amino acids. The transcript has 4 exons. Lineage: Eukaryota; Metazoa; Mollusca; Bivalvia; Mytilida; Mytilidae. Gene Ontology annotation, molecular function: GTPase activity; GTP binding. The record is from RefSeq and is a predicted model, not a curated record. Gene Ontology annotation, biological process: vesicle-mediated transport; intracellular protein transport.